AUGACAUCCCUGCAAGUGAGCGACAUCAGGAAAAUCGCGGAACUGUUGAAGAAAGGAGAAGAUUCAUCGUCCGACAGCGAAGAUGAUGUUCCCCGCGGCAGACACAAGUCGCUGUGCACUAUGGGUCCGGGCGACGUGGGGGCGGCGAGGCCCGCGGAGGCCGACCCGCUGGCCAUCUGGCGGCAAGGCGAGGCGGACGAGCUCCCCGCCACCGCCGACGACCCGCGGCCUCAGCCGCGCCACGAGCUGCUGUACCGCCAGAGAGUCGGCGCCGAGGACGUGUUCCUGCAGCUGGGCGCCAAGACGCCGGCCAGCGCCAGCUGCGAGGCGCUCGUCGUCCGCGUCGAGCUGCCGGGCGAGCGCCGCGACGCCGUGCAGCUGCAGGCCAGUGGCUUCCUCCCCCCCGCGCCGUUCCUCGCAGGCACGUUAGUGACGCGGGAGCAACUGACGGUGCGGUCUCCCCGCCACUUCCUGCACCUGCCGCUGCCGCACCCGGUGAAGCCCGACGGCGCGCGGGCCAGCUGGGACCCGCACACCAGCACCCUGACCGUCGCCGUCGACAUGGACCGCGAGCUCGACUUCCUCAACAUGUAG
Molecule: messenger RNA, 594 nt
Organism: Bacillus rossius redtenbacheri
Lineage: Eukaryota; Metazoa; Arthropoda; Insecta; Phasmatodea; Bacillidae
Gene: Dnaaf6
Product: dynein axonemal assembly factor 6
Exons: 3
Coding region: 1-594 (197 amino acids)
Biological process (GO): axonemal dynein complex assembly
Cellular component (GO): cytoplasm
Molecular function (GO): protein-folding chaperone binding; dynein intermediate chain binding
Source: RefSeq, a predicted model, not a curated record